Messenger RNA from Prunus armeniaca (apricot), 888 nucleotides. NCBI's taxonomy places the organism in Eukaryota, Viridiplantae, Streptophyta, Magnoliopsida, Rosales, Rosaceae. The record is from the annotation of a GenBank genome assembly.
AUGUACCCUGGUGGUUACACUGCUGAAGUUACAAGCUUAUCCCCUAAAGCUACAGAGCAGGAUGUUUACGACUUUUUCAGUCAUUGUGGUGCAGUUGAGCAUGUUGAAGUCAUCAGAUCUGGUGAAUACGCCUGUACUGCAUAUGUGACAUUCAGAGAUGCGUUUGCUCUACAAACUGCUGUGAUGCUCAGCGGAGCUAGCAUUGUAGACCAAUGUGUAUCCAUAACACGCUGGGGAAGUUAUAUUGAUGAAUCUGAUCCUUGGAACAAUCCAUACAACCCUGAAGGCAACACUAGCUCAAUGGCUUUUCACACAAGUGAGUUCGUUUCUACUCCUGGAGAAGCAAUAACAGUUGCUCAGGAAGUUGUCAAAACAAUGGUAGCCAAGGGAUAUGUUUUGGGCAAGGACGCAUUAACAAAGGCCAAAGCUUUCGACGAGUCCCAUCAAGUCUCAGCUACUGCAGCAGCCAAGGUUUAUGAGCUAAGCAAUAGAAUUGGGCUCACUGAGAAAAUCAAUGCAGGCAUGGAAGUUGUUAAAUCCACAGACGAGAAGUUCCAUGUUUCCGAUAUCACCAAAUCGGCCGCAACUGUUGCUGGAACAGCAGCAGUGGUAGCAGCCACAGUUGCUGGGGAAGCAGCUGUGGCAGCAGGAAGCGCUCUAGUCAAUAGCAGCUUCUUUGCCAAGGGAGCUCUGUGGGUUUCAGAUGCAUUGACUCGUGCAAGCAAAGCUGCAGCUGAUUUGGGUUCUCAUACCAAUGGCCUUUCAAAAUGGUUGAGAAACAAUCUUGCUGGUUUUUCUUUUGACCAUGUUAUCUGCUUUGACCAUAUCAUCUCAUUGACCAGUCUUGGAAGGCAAGCAUCCCCUGGAUGGUCAGCAACUAUGGCUUGA